AAUCUGAACCCAGAGUUCUCAGCUCCGGCGACUCUCUCCUCUCUCUCUCUACAAAGUUUCACAAAAAUGGUGACAAUGGAGACAAUCUCAGCGGCUCUAAGUCUCGUCGAUUCGAAGAAAGAGAAUCUCCGAAAAGCCUUCGAAGAUCUUCAAUCCCACUCAUCUUCUCUCUCCUCCUUCAACCUCUCAUGGUCCGACCUCGAUUCCCACUUCUCCGCCCUCCAAUCAUCUCUCCAAACCCAGUUCACUCUCCUCCAAUCCCAACAACAAAAACCCCAAUCUCAACCACCCAAACAACCCCCAAAUCAAACCCAACAACCAGAUUCACUCGUCUCAGUUCGCCCAGAGCUGAAAGCCUUCUGCGAGAACAUGGAUGGGUUGGGCUUGAGGAACUACAUAGCCGAGCGGCGCAAUGAACGAGCCACGAUCAGAGCCGAGCUUCCUGACGCGCUUCGGCUCGCACCGGACUCGGCUGCGAUGGUUCUGGAUGCUACGGAGGGGUUCUAUGUGAAGAAAUCGGUUCUGUAUGAUUUGAGGCGGAGCUGUGUGGUUUUGUUGGAGGAGUUGAUGGGUUUGAAACCGAAGAUUGGGGGUGAAGUGAAGGAGAGAGCGAGGAAUUUGGCUGAUGAGUGGAAAGGGAGAGUGGGUUCUGAUGGUGAGAAUCCAUUGGAGGCAUUUGGGUUUCUUCUUCUUUUGGGGACUUAUGGUUUGGCAGAUGGGUUUAGUGUAGAGGAACUUGUUGAUUUUGUUGUCAUUGCUGCUAGGUAUCAACAAACUAUUGAAUUGUGUCGAGUGCUCGGUCUCGGCGAUCGGAUUUCUGAUGUUAUUUCAAAACUUAUUAGAAAGGGCAAACAAGAUCUGGCAGUCAAAUUUAUUUUUGGAUUUGAGCUUGCCGACAAGUUCCCGCCAGUGACCCUCUUAAAAAAUUAUGUGGAAGAAUCCAAAAAACUUGCUAAGAAAGUUCGCAAAGAUGGAAACUUUUCUCUUCAAUCGAAGAAUGAGGCCGUAACCAAAGAAGUCAACGCAUUGAAAUCUGUGAUCGAAAUCAUUGAGUAUCAUAAGCUUGAAUCUGAGUUGCCGAAGGAGAACCUUAAAAAUCGCGUUGAGGCGCUAGAGAAGCAGAAGGCAGAGAGGAAGCAGCAGUCAAAGCUAAAGAACCUGAGUGGAAGCAAGCGUCCUUGGACUACUGAACUAGCUGGUCCGGAAAUGAUUCCAAAUAGUAUUGCUGGCUCAACCGUUCCAGCAUUUCAGCAAUCCCAUUUACAGCCAUCAGGUUUGUUGCCAGAUCAUCAUGCUCCAUACUCGAGCUCACCAGCCGGGCCAUAUGGCUUGGCGGGUCCCACUUCUGGCACUGCCCAGUAUGCGGGCCCGUCUGCUGGCUCGUAUGUUCCGGCAGGAGCUCCUUUCGGUGUCCCUGGGAACUUAAUGCCUACACAACCUCACACAUACCCUUCGGAAUCACACAUGCCAUCUGGUUAUUUUGAUAGGCCAAUUGCUUAUGGUGGUUAUGGUUUGCCGCCACAAUACCAUCCAUCUUACUAUCCUCAGUAGGUACUUGUAUCAUUCUAACCAUUUAGUACUGUAAUAUUGGAUGGUUUGGUUAUUUGAGUUAUGUUGAAGUGUGUGGCUGCUUAGUGCCACAAGAUUCACAACAUUAUAGUUUCCUGAACCAUAAUGAUUGAGAUGUUUGGGAAUAACUCAUGAAAAUUUUCAUUUGA
Molecule: messenger RNA, 1718 nt
Organism: Camellia sinensis
Lineage: Eukaryota; Viridiplantae; Streptophyta; Magnoliopsida; Ericales; Theaceae
Product: truncated FRIGIDA-like protein 1
Source: RefSeq, a predicted model, not a curated record